AUGGCGGCGGAGGGAGGAGGGAAGGAGACAAACGAGAUUAAAACCCAAUUCACCACCCGAGAAGGCGUUUAUAAACUUCUCACGCACUCCGAGUACAGCCGCCCGAACCGGGUGCCCUUCAACUCGCAAGGCUCCAACCCCGUCAGGGUCUCUUUCGUCAACGUCAACGACCAGUCGGGCAACGGCGACAGGAUCUGCUUCAAUGUGGGCCGGGAGCUCUACUUUUACAUCUACAAAGGUGUAAGAAAGGCUGCCGACCUGAGCAAACCCAUAGAUAAGCGGAUGUACAAAGGCACGCAGCCUACUUGCCACGACUUCAACCCACUCACCGCCACAGCUGAGAGCGUUUCGUUGCUAGUGGGUUUCUCGGCAGGCCAGGUGCAGCUCACCGAUCCGAUCAAAAAGGAGACCAGUAAGCUCUUCAAUGAAGAGUAUUCCUCAUCUAAUAUUUUACUGAACCCUUUGUACGCUGAUAAGUUUUGUUACGACUCAUAUAUAACAACUGCCUUUUCUCCUCCUCAGAGACUCAUUGACAAGUCACGUGUCACAUGCGUACGAUGGGUCCCUGGAUCUGAGAGCCUCUUUUUGGUGGCCCACUCAAGUGGCACCAUGUACUUGUAUAAUGUGGAAAACACAUGUGGAACGGCAGUGCCCCACUACCAGCUCCUCAAACAGGGAGAGAACUAUGCUGUGCACACAUGCAAAAGCAAGUCGGGCCGCAACCCCUUACUGCGUUGGACGGUGGGCGAUGGCGCACUUAACGAGUUCGCCUUCUCGCCAGACGGUAAGUUUCUGGCGUGCGCCAGCCAGGACGGAUACCUACGGGUAUUCGGCUUCGACGCUGCCGAACUACACGGCACCAUGAAGAGCUACUUCGGCGGCUUGCUUUGCGUGUGCUGGAGCCCCGACGGACGCUACAUAGUUGCGGGCGGAGAGGACGACUUGGUGACAGUUUGGUCCUUCUCGGACUGCAGGGUUAUCGCACGGGGACACGGACACAAGUCGUGGGUGAGCGUGGUGGCUUUUGAUCACUGCACCACUAGCGUAGAGGACAGCGGUGGUGCCGGUGAACCCACCGCAGAAUUCAGCGGCAGCGACGAGGACUUUUACGACCAUAUUCACUUUAGUGCAGGGAGGGAUCGGGCAAACAGCGCCCACUCCCGACUUUCCAAGAGGAAUUCUACUGACAGUCGGCCCGUAAGCGUGACGUACCGAUUCGGGUCUGUGGGCCAGGAUACCCAGCUCUGUCUGUGGGACCUCACUGAGGAUAUACUCUUCCCUCACUUACCUUUGUCCCGCACCAGGACACACACUAAUGUCAUGAAUGCCAGCAGCCCCACGGCCACUGCGAUGAGCACCAUUUUCCCUUCGGGCACCAAUGGCAAAGACAAUGUUAGCAAUAGCAGCACUGGCGGCAACACACCCAACUCCCUCCCGGGGACGUUACCCCGCUCCAACAGCCUACCGCAAUCCUCCAACCCGGGUGGCGGCGGCAGCAUCAUCGAUAGCGCCCUGAUCGCUGCCGGCGUGGGCAAGUUCGCCACGCUGUCGCUGCACGAAACGCGUAAGGACCGGCCAGAGAAGGAGCACAAGCGCAUGCACAGUGUCGGCCACAUUGGCAGCAAAAGCGGCGAUAAGCUCAGCCAGCUGGGCGGCUCGCGCACAUCCGCAAACAAGGGCGACAUGGCCAAGACCCUAGGCACUACUCUGUGCCCACGCAUGGAGGAGGUGCCGCUGCUGGAGCCGCUGGUUUGCAAAAAGAUCGCCCAUGAGAGACUGACCGUGUUGAUCUUCCUGGAGGACUGUCUGGUCACAGCCUGUCAGGAAGGCUUCGUUUGCACGUGGGCCAGACCCGGGAAAGUGGGACUUCUAUCAUCUCAAAACAACCCCGCCAACUCACCUAGCGGAACAGUAGUAUAG
Molecule: messenger RNA, 1920 nt
Organism: Nerophis lumbriciformis (worm pipefish)
Lineage: Eukaryota; Metazoa; Chordata; Actinopteri; Syngnathiformes; Syngnathidae
Source: RefSeq, a predicted model, not a curated record